Messenger RNA from Xylona heveae TC161, 1831 nucleotides. Its product is annotated as C6 transcription factor (Acr-2). Gene Ontology annotation, molecular function: zinc ion binding; DNA-binding transcription factor activity, RNA polymerase II-specific; transcription cis-regulatory region binding. The record is from RefSeq and is a predicted model, not a curated record. NCBI's taxonomy places the organism in Eukaryota, Fungi, Ascomycota, Xylonomycetes, Xylonales, Xylonaceae. Gene Ontology annotation, biological process: positive regulation of transcription by RNA polymerase II. The transcript has 4 exons. The coding region runs from base 77 to 1609 and encodes 510 amino acids. Gene Ontology annotation, cellular component: nucleus.
CAGGCAAACAAUCCUGCUGUACGUGAUGAAUGUUGUACUUAUUACCGGUGUAUAGUACCCUCUCAAAUUAUGCCCCAUGGAAGCUCCGGCAAUAUCCAAAUCUUGUUAUACUUGCCGGCGCCGGCGUAUCCAAUGCGACAGGUCGAAAACACCUUGUCUCAAGUGCGAAAAGGCCGGACUUGACUGUUUUGAGGAGAGGCCUCUACGCUGGGUGCGCGGGGUAGCUAUCCGCGGGGGUAUGCGGGGACGAUCCUUCGCGAAGACCUCGGCGGAGCAAGUGGAUGAGUCUUCCAUCCUGUCCUACUGGUCCCUUGGAACUCGCCUUAAGCCUGAUGUGCUUUUACCCGAACUUUCCAAAUAUGUGUCGGGUGCUCGUUCAUUAGGUGUGCCACGAGCUAUGAUAGAUGUGGCUAUGUCGAGUUUAGAUAGCAGAUCUAGAUAUUACUUGGACUACUAUAAUGACCGCAUAUGCAAGGUCUUCAUCGUAUAUGACAGCGAGAAAAAUCCAUUCCGAAGUCUCAUUCCUCUUGGCUUGAACGAACCUGUUCUCCUGGAAACUAUCCUCGCACUAGCAGCCCGUCAUCUGGCGAAUGCGGGCCAUUUAUUUUCUGAUCUUGGGGAGAGAAUGCUGCCCGAGUCUGUCAACGCUCAUUGCGAAGCGCUUCACUUCAAACACCGUGCCAUCCAGGGACUUGCAAGCACUUUGAGAAAUCCUGCGUUGUACCAGAAAGACGCCACUAUCGCCAGCGUAUUUCUUCUGGUAUUUUUAGAUCUUCUAGAGUCGGGAUGUGACCGAUGGAACUACCAUCUGGAGGGCGCGAAGAGGUUGAUGACCUUGAUGAAGCCGCACGAUCCAGGCCGGACCAUUGAGGGGAUACGCCAUUUCAUUACCAAUCAAAUUCAUCUGAUUGAGUCUCUAGGGACUACUUUUGUACGACCAAAUCUAGUUUCCAAAUUUAUCUCCGCUCAGGAGACUGAAACUCCGCUUCAAGACGUUGUCGAGCAGUCUUUCCUUGGCUGUCCCGGGUAUAUAUUAAGCGCUGUCCAACAUUUCUCUGUAGUGAGAGACAGAAUAGCCGAUGGAGACUCUGCUAGUCUCACUUCCGCUGACAAUCAAUUACAUGAUAUUAUAUCCGUCCAAGAGUCUAUCAAGAAUUUUGACUGUCAUGCAUGGGCUGCAAAUCUGCCUCAGGAGCAGUCCGCUGCACGGGAUGUUCAACAGCUCAGCAUGCUCUCCCGAUCCUACCAGCUGGGCGCUAGUCUAUAUGGCCAACGGGUCUUAGAUGCUAUAACCCAGAAGGUAACGCCUACAGGCACGAUUCUGAGCGAACUAAUCGAGGUGAUUGGCGCACUACGCGAUGAUCCAUCUGUGUUCAAAUGCAUUCUCUGGCCCAUUUUUGUCGCUGGCCUGGAGUGCAAAGAUCCGUUGCAGAGGACGUUUUUGAUUCAGAGCCUAGAGACCUUCUGGGAGUACACAUACUGUCUGAAUGUGAUCAACGCUGCCCGUAUACUGCAGGAGUACUGGGCGCAGGAAGAAAAUCGAGGAAAACUGCCUUCGCAAUGGAUAUUUAAUGUUGGUCGCCAGGGACGCGACUGGUUGCUGAUUUGAUUGCCUCGAAUGUCGGGUGACUGGAUCCAUCUCACCAUAGCCUCUACGGACGUUUCUUUCGACCUCCGAACCCUGUCAGAUCUUCUUAUCAAAGGCCAUUUCAUCCCCCUCCCUCCAAAUCCGCGAAGUCCACCGGAUCAAGAGGACACGUUAGGUAAUGCCUCGAGCACUCUGCGCUUACCAGUGAGCAGGGCAUUCUCAAGUCCCCGGCUGCAGGGCGCU